AUGGCCCCUGAUCGGACCGGGAAGAGUGUGUUCCUAGGGAACAUUCCCUACAAUCUCACUGAGGAGCAAGUCAAAGACAUCCUUAGUACGGCCGGCACUGUCACCAAGUUCCGAUUGAUGAUGAACCCCGAGACUGGCAAACCCAAAGGCUACGGAUUCGCAGAUUUCGCGGACGCGGAUGCGGCUGCCUCCGCUGUGCGCAACCUCAACGACCAUGAAGUCAUGGGUCGUAAGAUCCGUGUCGAUUGGCCUCACAACAACGAGAAGGAUUCUGUACCCCCCGACUAUUCGCAACAGUCGCAACCAAUGAUGAAUCCAGAGCCCCCACAACAGCAACAGAUCCCAGGCUCAGCGCCGCUGCCGCCUCUUCCACCGGGUGUGGAAUUGCCGCCUCACGUCGACUGUCCUAACGCCAUCUCCCACACCCUCGCAUCCCUCCCACCGAAUCAACUCCUUGAUGUCUUGACACAAAUGAAAUCUCUCGCGGUCGCUGAUCCAGCCCGUGCCACUGAGCUGCUGCGUCAAGCUCCCCAACUUGCAUAUGCAAUCUUCCAGGCCUUGCUUCUCAUGAACUUGGUUGAAUAUCAGUUGCUUGGCUCAAUUGUUGAACAAGCUGCCCAGCCUCCUCAAGUGUCUCAACCACCACCCCAACAAUUUCAACCAUAUGGUGCCCCUGGGCAGAUCUCUACGCCGCCUGUCACCAACACACCCUUUGCACCUCCGCCUGCUCAACCCGCUCCAUCGAUGCAUGGCCAGGAAGAGCUCCUUCAACAAGUCAUGAGCAUGCCACAAGCUGCCAUUGAUGCACUUCCUCCUAUGGAACGAGGCCAGAUCAUGAUGUUACGCCAGCAACUGAUGCAAAGUGGCAUGCGUUAG
This is a messenger RNA of Penicillium soppii, 876 nucleotides long. Its product is annotated as putative polyadenylation factor subunit CstF64. Gene Ontology annotation, cellular component: mRNA cleavage and polyadenylation specificity factor complex. Gene Ontology annotation, molecular function: mRNA binding. The transcript has 2 exons. Bases 1 to 876 code for a protein of 291 amino acids. Lineage: Eukaryota; Fungi; Ascomycota; Eurotiomycetes; Eurotiales; Aspergillaceae. Gene Ontology annotation, biological process: mRNA 3'-end processing. The record is from RefSeq and is a predicted model, not a curated record.